AUUAAUUAUAUAUGUAUCGGCUGCGCCCUGCGAGGAACCUCUGCUCCUCCACCUCCGGCGCCAGACAGCAGGAACUUCGCCGCCGCCGUCUGCCCUUUUUCUCUCUCUUUCCCUAACCGGCAGUGAUGUCCUGGUUUUUCUAACCGUUUACCUCAUCGCUGCUGCCGCCUGAAAUGUAUCUCUCUUGAGUCCAAGGUUUACAAGAUGUGUGUGGAAAUGCCUCAAAACUGUUCGUUAAAAUGUCUGAGUGAUAAAUCUAAGUCUGAAAUCAUACUGGCUCACAAGCAUGCAAUCAUUCUUCUUCUUGUUGCUUUUAGAGAUCCAGUCGACUUUGCAAACAUUGGUUGUGAUUUGGGUUUGAUUCAGCGGAAAUUUGAUCAACCCCUAAAAUCUGAAUAGCUAAAUCUUCCUCUGCAAUAGCCCAGACAAAAUCCCAAAUUUUAUUUUUUCACCCCAGUCAAUGUCUCUCCGAAAACCACCGCUCCCUCGGAUUCUCCUCAAUAAUGUCUCUUGCAUGAGGAAUGGGCAACGGAUCCUGCGACACGUAAAUGUAUCUAUUCAUGAUGGGGGAGCGCUUAUCUUAACUGGCACUAAUGGCUCAGGAAAAUCCACCUUCCUCCGAAUGUUAGCUGGGUUUUCCCGGCCUUCUGCUGGUGCUAUCCUCUGGAAUGGUCAUGACAUAAAGGACUCCGGGAUUUUCCACCAGUACAAGCUUCAGCUCAAUUGGCUUUCUCUGAAAGAUGCCAUCAAAGACAAGCAAACAGUUCUUGACAAUGUGCAGUGGUUCGAGGUUCUUGAAGGGAAGCAGGGGAAGUCCCUGCCCGCUCUGGAGUUUAUGGGACUCGGAAGAUUAGUAAAAGAGAAGGCAAGAAUUCUGUCAAUGGGUCAGCGGAAAAGGCUGCAGCUUGCAAGGUUAUUGGCAAUUGAUAGGCCGAUCUGGUUGCUUGAUGAGCCCUCAGUUGCACUGGAUGACGACGGUGUGAAGUUGCUUGAACAUAUCAUCAGGGAGCACCGAAAGAAGGGUGGGAUUGUGUUUGCGGCAACUCAUUUGCCCAUAGACAUUGAGGAUGCCAUGCAGUUGAGGCUGCCGCCUAGGUUCCCAAGCCGGAUAACUCAUUUAGACAUGCUUGAUCGAAAUCUUGAAUUAUAAUGUUGUGCGGAUACUGAUUAGAUGUGUACUCAAGUCAAGUUAGCGCAAUGGAAUUUUCAAAGUUGGCUCAACUCAGAAGUUCUAACCUCAGAACCUGAUUAGUUUUGAGUGUCCUCGUGAGUAGUAAUGUGAAACUUGAACUCAUUUCUCCAAGGUACUCAAUUGGUUUGAACUCGGCUUGGUUCUUCAAGUUACAAAACAAGUUGUCCUCAAGGAGCUUCUGAGGUAGCUCGAGUCAUUUAAACCCAUAUACCCGAUGCUGUAAUCCCAGCUAUCUGUGAACUAAUUAGAAUUUUUCCUUCGUAGAUUUGGAAGUCUUCUUUGUAUUUUGUUCUUACCUCAUUUUUUUUCUUGCGAGAGCUUGUGCUUCACCAAUGGAUGGCUAAGUUAUUGUUAAUAUUAAAUAA
Molecule: messenger RNA, 1557 nt
Organism: Malania oleifera
Lineage: Eukaryota; Viridiplantae; Streptophyta; Magnoliopsida; Santalales; Ximeniaceae
Product: ABC transporter I family member 1
Exons: 3
Coding region: 461-1150 (229 amino acids)
Biological process (GO): cytochrome complex assembly
Molecular function (GO): transmembrane transporter activity; ATP hydrolysis activity; ATP binding
Source: RefSeq, a predicted model, not a curated record